This is a messenger RNA of Cynara cardunculus var. scolymus (artichoke), 929 nucleotides long. RefSeq lists its product as uncharacterized. Lineage: Eukaryota; Viridiplantae; Streptophyta; Magnoliopsida; Asterales; Asteraceae. Bases 388 to 774 code for a protein of 128 amino acids. Gene Ontology annotation, cellular component: RNA polymerase III complex. The record is from RefSeq and is a predicted model, not a curated record. Gene Ontology annotation, biological process: transcription initiation at RNA polymerase III promoter. Gene Ontology annotation, molecular function: nucleotide binding. The transcript has 3 exons.
GGGGCCUAAAAAUAACGUGUCCACUACGAUCUCAAUCUGGCCUUCACUCAAUUCGUCCUCCCUCGGCCUCGACUCUCGCCUCGCUCACGGACGAACUCACGAACAGAAACCGAUUCAUGAUUCACGAAUCGAAAUCGCAAUAGGACUUUGACUCAAUCGGCCCUCGGUCUCGAUCUCUGCCUCUCUCGAGUCUCGACUAUCGACCGGCUCUCGGCCUCUCGCUCUCGCAUCUCGUGACUUGUGAGGUUUGAGCUUUCUUGAUGGAAACCUAGCUUAUCUUGGAUGUGAUUCCAAAUUCUGGGACUUGGUAGCUUUCUGUUGCUGAUCAAAGUCUUCUUCAGUUGCUUAGCUUGUUCUUCUAUCCUCAAUUGUUACUGAUUUUCAUCGAUGAAGAUACUUAAAGAGAAUGGCGGCCUACUUACAAAUUUUGAAGUGCUCGAUUUUCUACGUUCUAGAGGGGCUGCAAAAGACCCGACACGGGUGCUUGCUCCUUUAGCUCCUUCAGAAUUCAAAGUUUACGAUUUCUUGGAGCAGAGUGCUGCAUGCAGUCAAACAAGAGAGAGCAUUGCGGAGUUUGUGACGAAAUGUAAACCAUACAAGCUUACGAAAUCUGAGAUUGUCAGUAUCGUCAACGUUAGACCGUCUUCCGCGGUGGAAAUUGACCCGUUGAUAGAGGAUCUUGAUUCGAGAUUAGGAGAAAGUGCAGAAGAAUUGGUAGAGUUAGUUUUACAAGUGUUUCCUCCUCCUCCAGAUCAAAGUAAAUCUGAUGAAUGAAAGCAAGGAGAUAAAAGGCAUCUAUUUAAGAGAUCUUGUUAUGUGAUUUUUUUGUUGUUUUGAAUAUGGGAAAUAGCCUGAUCAAGUUUGUGGUUUAGUUGUGCACUUUGUGAAGUUGCUUUUUGCAGGAUAUGUUAUGUAUGGCAUUAUUUUAA